Messenger RNA from Auanema sp. JU1783, 1590 nucleotides. The record is from the annotation of a GenBank genome assembly. NCBI's taxonomy places the organism in Eukaryota, Metazoa, Nematoda, Chromadorea, Rhabditida, Rhabditidae.
AUGAGCUUUUUGAAUAUUAAAGCUCGUUUAGCACAAAAGUCUCCUACCGCUGAUAGUGCCCUUUCCCAUUUGCACAGCAAUGACGAUGUUCGUCGUAAGAUUUCUUGCACAUCCGGAUGUGACGUGCCGCAGGUAGUCGUUGGUUCUCCGGAUAGUCAGUCUUCUGACUCUUCCUCUGCUCCUUAUUUGCCUGGUCACAAGCAAGAGGAUUGUGCCCGCCUAUUCAUUUGCGAUAGACGAAGAGCUAUUCUGGAGAAGGUGAUAGAUAGAAAAUUGUCCACGCACAAUGGUUUCCAAAUUUGUGAUCCUGGGAAGAUACCUCCCAACAUAUUUUUGGCCGAGCAAUACGCUGACACUUCAAGUAAUCAUUGGGCUUAUCGUUUCGAUUUCAAUCAUUGGAUUGACCAAUAUAGUAUCGAAGAGCUGUGUUUCCAAAACUUUUGUUCGUUUCUUGACCGAGAACAUGGUAAAAUGGAAAUGGAAGGUAGCCCUGGUUCACUAGAUAGUCGCAGGGGAGGUAACCCACAGAAUACGAUGCUAACGCCCCCCUGGUCUGGCGAUUCUCGUUCUCCAACGGGUGGUCCAAAUACUGUUGGACCGACCGAAGGAAAUACAGCUUAUCACCGAUUACCUUCGAGCCAAUCUGCUAACUUUCAAGAACAACAUGCAGUACUGGAUGACGAGGCAUCCAGUAUGAUGUCACAGCUAUCAGCUGGGAGACUUGAAAGAUUGAUAAAAGCCUUGUCCCUUAUGAACCCUUCACACAUAGUGUUUCGAGAUCAUUCUUGUUAUCCUCAUCGUCCGACGCUUCUCCUGUUUUGGUUUUUGAAGCUAUUGCCUUAUAAGAUUUCUCGACUAACUUUUGACGGAAUGCAGUCUGACUCUCGUAUUAAACUUCAUGAAGUUCUUGAUAUGGAUGACUUGGAAGAGUUGAAUGUCAUUCAACCCGGUCAGCGGGCGGCUUUCGCUGUAACUCCAGAACUUCUGACAAAAUGGCUUAAAUCAUCUUCUGAAAAACUUCUUCGAUUAUCAGUGACAGGUGCUUCAGAAAUGACACCUGCUUCUCUUGCAAACUUCAUCCGUGAAUGGAGAGCAACACCAGUUCCUCGAAUUUUUGAUACAAUUACGUUUGAUGCUGCUUCUCUAUCAGUGAUUGAUUUUGUGCAUGAGAUCUCUGGUCCCGGAAGAAAUGUUGAAUGGGAAUCUGAUUGGCGUCCUCCUACUCCUCCCCCAUCUGGUUCAUUGAGUCCUAUGUUCCAGAGCUCGCAAAAUCGGCAGUUCACUUUCAAGCAUAAGAAAGGACAGGCUCGUGUUCAUUACAAACAUGUGGAUGGACUCUUAGUGUUUACUUGUAUCAGCGCCACGCAAGGAUCCACCCUCCCCGGUUUACCACGUGCAGCUUCAGAGCAAGCGUUCACACAUUACAGAAAAAACAGUACUGGUAAUAUAAACGGAAACCGUUCGCUGCACAGGAUAACAACGUUCAAUUCUCCUUUGGCAGAAACACAGGCUCAGCCUAAUCAAGAUCAGUCGCAAACUUUAAAGUUCAUGGACCGUAUGUUCGGUUUCCUAUUGCGUUCUAACGCAUGA